Ilex paraguariensis (yerba mate) is the source of this 585-nucleotide messenger RNA. NCBI's taxonomy places the organism in Eukaryota, Viridiplantae, Streptophyta, Magnoliopsida, Aquifoliales, Aquifoliaceae. The record is from the annotation of a GenBank genome assembly.
AUGGAAGUUGAUUUACUCAAAUCCCUGGAGUUUGAAAUGGGAAAUCCUACAAUUAAGACAUUUCUCAGGUAUUGUAUCACUCUCAAUGUCCUAGCUUUUAGUUUUUUGGUCGUCUAUGGUGCAUCAAUUGCAACAAAUGACGACACAGCUGAUACAUGUGUUGAUUUAAAGGACUGUGGUUAUCUUAUACAUGAGUUGCAAUUGAGUAAAAGACGAAGCUCUUUGGUGGCAGUGAGAGAGAAAUACAAGCAACAUAAGGCUGUUGCAGCAAAGUUUUCUAAGAAAGCUGUGAAAUAUGCUAGGGAGGACGAUUUAAUUCUCCAUGCUCUUGAGAUUGAAAGUACUCGCCAAUGCAAAACUCAUCCCGACUUCUCCUCAAGAGUGGAGAAACAAGCUUGGGAACAAGAUGGUGUCAAAGAAUCACCGACCAAGUUGCGUUCUGACGAAGACACUGAUGAUACAGUUGAGAAAUUGAGUAUUUCUGAAGGCAUGUCAAAUUUAGUGCAAGAAUUGUCUCAAUUUGGUGUAUCAUUUGAGGAGCCCAAUCAUAUUGGUGUUUCUAAUGAGCAAUCGUGUCAAAUUUAG